This is a messenger RNA of Chiloscyllium plagiosum (whitespotted bambooshark), 2766 nucleotides long. NCBI's taxonomy places the organism in Eukaryota, Metazoa, Chordata, Chondrichthyes, Orectolobiformes, Hemiscylliidae. The record is from RefSeq and is a predicted model, not a curated record.
AAACACAUUGAGCAAAUGCAACUAUAUUACCUAGUUUUUUUUUGUUUCUCUUUGUCAGGGCUAUACAAGAAAUCAGGAAAACUGGUCUUCCUUGGCUUGGAUAAUGCUGGCAAAACCACUUUACUGCACAUGCUGAAAGAUAACAGACUGGGGCAGCAUGUUCCCACAUUACAUCCCACAUCAGAGGAGCUGACGAUUGCCGGAAUGACGUUCACUACGUUUGACCUUGGAGGUCAUACACAAGCCAGGCGAGUCUGGAAGAACUACCUCCCUGCCAUAAAUGGAAUUGUCUUCCUGGUUGACUGUGCAGACUACUCACGGCUUGCUGAAUCUAAAGUCGAGCUUGAUGCAUUAAUGACAGAUGAAACAAUAUCCAAUGUUCCCGUUCUCAUCCUGGGCAAUAAAAUCGAUCGAUCAGAGGCCAUUAGUGAGGAAAAGCUUCGGGAAAUCUUUGGCCUGUAUGGACAAACGACAGGGAAGGGGAUUGUGCCACUGAAAGACUUAAACACCCGGCCAUUGGAGGUGUUCAUGUGCAGUGUGCUGAAGCGGCAGGGCUAUGGAGAAGGAUUUCGCUGGCUUUCGCAAUAUAUUGACUGAACUCGAAACAAAUCUCUGCCACUCGGGACUGAACUAGUUUGCAGCUGUCUACGUUUUUGUUGGUUUUCUUUUCCUUAUAUUAAAAAAAAAUGUGCAUCUGUUGAUGAGAUCACAAUGCCAACCAGGAGGAAAUUCAGAAUAGCUGCAUUUUUAAAAUAUAAUUUCGAGUUGGGUGUUUGUAUCUAGAUUAAAAUUGGAAGUACUUUUCAGAGUGUAAUCUUUUUACAGUUCCUGUAUGUGCGUUGGCUGAGAAUUCACAUUAGAAUGAGGCAUAUAUUCCCAGAAAUAUAUGCGUUUUUUUUGGGUCCCCCUUUUUGAAAUGCUCAGUAGUCCCUGAAGCUGUGCAGGUAUGUCCUUGGUCCUGUCAAGACAUUGUAAAUGGAAUAGCAGCUGUCUGAUCAGCCCUCCAUAUUGUAGCCAAGUCAGGUGGUUGUCUGAUCACAAGUGAGAACACGUUUCUUGUCUGUCUUUAUCUGCAUUGACGUGGUUUGUGUUUGGAAUUAUUUAUAAAUUACAAACAGUUCAAAGGCUGACUUAGAGCAUACAGUCUUGUAGGUUUUCAAAUAUACCCAGCAAAAUGUCUUCUUUCAUGUUAUUCCCACAAAAUGAGGCUGAGAGAACAGCUGUGAGAGUUCUUUCAGCUUUCGGUUUACUCCUGGUGGGAUAUGCAAUUUACAUACAUUGUGAUGACAUUUUGAGAUCUUUAAGUGGCAUAUUUCCUGUCAAUUUCUAAAUUUACAAAUAAUUUGGCUAAUUAUUUUGAGAAUCAUUACUCCAGUGGUUGUUGUAUCAGUAUAUCGUGCAAGUUGGAUUUUGUGAUUGAGAAGGAGCUGAGCUUUUAAUAAGAGAUAUCUUAUCUCCUCCUGUAAUCUGCAUAUUCAUAAUCAUAAAGUAUAAUUGUUUUGGGACUUCAGAGAUUUAUGAAACUUAUGACAGAAUGAUGGCUCGCUCAACAAAGUUUUAUUUUUCCAUUUGGUAUGGAAAAACUUUGGGAAUGGGAAAAUGCAUAAACAACUCAAGUGGAUUAAGCAUAAUGCCAAGUCGCUUUUAAACUUGAUUAAUGAGCGAAUUGAAAUUAACACGAGCUGUUAACAUCACGGUGGAACUUGGGGGAACUCACUGACAUUUGGGAAAAUUGCACAAUUUCAUGCACACUUUUUAAAUUGUAAAGAUUUUCUAAAAUACAAUCUAAUUUGUACAGUUGAUGCUUUUAGAGUGAUUAUAGAGAUGUGACAUGUAAGCUGCAUAUUGUGGAAAUGUCUCGCAUUUACACUUCAACAGUUUGCGUGUGUUAGGAUCUGACUGGAUGGAACUUUACAUUGUUCCAUUGUCAUGGGAUAUGCUUAUGAUGUGAAAUUGAGGCAACAUUAUAAUUUUAUGUGGACAGCAAAUGAAUAGCCUUAAAAGGAAUGAGUAGUGGUAAAUCAACACUAUAUUUUUUUUUCUGCUUUUAUAGACUUUUGUCUGUUCAGAAUGGUGAUGUUCUUUCAAAGAGUUUUGGAAGAAUGGAGGCAUUCUGUGAACCAGUUUUAUUUGAUGCUGGAAUCAGAAAUUGCACUGUCUCCCUGCGCAGGAGUAAAUGGCUUUCUUAGACAAAAGAGCUUAUCUCUCUUAGGUCCCCAUGUGGCAAAACCAAAUGAAGGCUCAAUGCUUCCUGAAAUUGGAAUGUAGUAGAAACUAUUUAACAGGAAUGUUAUGUUUGUUUACUCACAUUUAGUUUUUUUUUUAACCAAUUAUGUGCUCAGUUGAGUGUUUGAAAAGAAAAUGUCUUUGCCCGAUAGGAAGGUUUUGUUUUUUUUUCUGAAGAGGUGUCUGCAGUAACCCAUUCUUGGGAUGAUUGUCAUUGGCACAGUCAUGGGGACUUGGCUGUCUAAGCAUUACUGGCAAAACCUAACAUUUUCUUUCACCUUCUCCCUAACACAACAUAUAAGCUCUGUACCCGCAAUAUUACUCAGUUCUUGCAGUUAUCAUCAUUGCUCCUCACUGUUUGAGAGGGUAUAAGUGACCACUUUAGCCCCUUACCAAUCUGAUGUCUUCAACUCAGUCUUAGAAAUAAAAUUAUUCUUUCCCUCACUCAAUUCAUUUGCUAUUUGGUAGAAAGAUAACCUGCAAUGUAUAAAUGUAUUAUAAAUCAUUGCUUUAUUUGAAUUAAACAAUUAUAUAUCUUCA